Coffea eugenioides is the source of this 1041-nucleotide messenger RNA. RefSeq names its product zinc finger BED domain-containing protein RICESLEEPER 2-like. The coding region runs from base 1 to 1041 and encodes 346 amino acids. Lineage: Eukaryota; Viridiplantae; Streptophyta; Magnoliopsida; Gentianales; Rubiaceae. The record is from RefSeq and is a predicted model, not a curated record. Gene Ontology annotation, molecular function: DNA binding. The transcript has a single exon.
AUGAGAUUGUUGAAAGAUGACUUUAGCAGAUGCAAGAAACUACUAGGUGGAGGAAAACUAUUUCAUGUCCAUUGUUGCGCCCAUGUCUUGAAGCUUAUGGUUCAAGAUGGCCUGAAGAAGAUAGUGGAUACCUAUGAAAAUAUUAGGGACAAUGUGGAUUUUGUGAACAAAUCCGAUGCUAGGGCAUUGCUAUUUGCAGAAAUUGCUCAACAACUUCAAAUUCUUGGAAAAAAAUUACUCCACGACUGUAGGACAAGAUUGAACUCCACAUACGAGAUGUUGAGUUGUGUUGUGAAGUACAAGGAGGUUUUUCCUCGUUUCCAAGAUUAUGAGCCCUUUUAUGAUUUGUGUCCAUCUGCUAAUGAUUACAAAAAAGUAGAAAAGGUCUGCACCAUUUUUGAGAAAUUCUACAUAACCACACACAUAAUUUCAGGGAGUGAGUAUCCAACCCCCAACCUAUUGCUCUUAGAGGUCUUGAAGGUUAAGAAAUUGUUGGAUGCAAGAGUGAAUGACGAAGAUGAUUUUGUCCAAGUAAUGAUUACAAGAAUGAAGGUAAAGUUUGAUAUAUACUGGAGCAAAUGCAUUUUAUUGAUGUCUGUUGCGGCUAUUUUAAAUCCAAGGCAGAAAAUACGAGCAAUAGAGUUCACCUUUCCUAAAAUGUACUCGCAUUGUGAGACUCAAGAGAAUAUUACAAAAGUUUGGAAAGCCAUCUUUGACCUUUAUGAAGAGUAUGCUGCUAUGGCUAAUAGUGCAAGUGCACAUUCAGAGACUUCAACAAAUACUUCAGCUUCUAGCCACGAUCCUUCUCGACCUUUAGCAGAUUGUUGGGAUGACUUGGAUGAGUAUUAUGGCGAACUCGAGACCAAUGAGCCCCACAAGACUGAAUUGCUGGACUAUUUAGACAAGUCUGGCCAGCCAAGUGGACAAAAUCCAAAGGAGUUCGAUUGCUUAGAUGGGUGGAGGACCAACUGGCUUGCAUACUCGGUUCUAUAUGUUCUGAGUUGGCUGUUGAUAUAUAGGCCAUUUCCAUCACUAUCAUAG